AUGGCAGCAUAUGGAGCGGCAACGUUUCCGCCGCAAGCAGCAAGUGGUGGACAAGGACCCACUGAUCCAAAUUCUGUUUUAGCAGCUGCAACAACCUACCAGCAGUAUGAUCCUGCUGCAAUAGCGCAAUACCAACAAAUAGACAAAUGGCAAAUAGAGGCUUAUUUGCCGUUUAUUCAUUUCUUUUAUCCACAGGCGUGGCAGCAGUACUAUGCUGCAGUAGGUCAAGCAGGCAUAACUGGAGCAGUUCCCGGAGUAGCGCAACCAGGACCUGGACCUGCACCAGUAACGGCUGUCCCGCAAGGAGUACCAACAGCUACUAGUGAUCCCAAUGCUGCGCAGAACUACUCGGGAUAUUUUGCACAAUCCGGUGCUCCCCAAGGACAAAAUGGUGCAUCGGCGCCGGUAUACGGGAAUGCUUCAGCACCGGCCUAUGGUUUGCCUCAGACUGGUGGAAGAAGUCUUCCACAUCAUGGUAGUUCUGGAACUGGACGAGGUGGUUAUGAUUAUGAGGACGAUCGUAGUGGUCGAGGAGGCUAUGGGGAUUCUGUUGAACGUUAUGGUGGUCGUGAUGAUCGUGGAGGCCGUGAUGAUCGAGGAGGCCGUGAUGAUCGAGGAGACCGUGGAGGUUAUGAUAGAGAUCGGGGUGGCUAUGGAGAUCGUGGUAGUCGUGAUGAUAGAGGAGCGCGAGAUCGCCCAAGUCGUUGGGGCGAGGAACGUGAUCGUGGUGGAGCUGAUCAUUACCGUGGACCGGGUGCUGGAGGCCCGGGCGCACGUGGAGGCUAUCAAGGUAGAAUUAUAGAAGUGGGAUAUAUUAUUCCGAAAGUUUCAACUUCAGAUAGAGGUGGUCCACGUUCUGGGAGUGGUGGAUAUGGAUCACGUGACGAUCAAAUUGAAGUCAGGGAGACGGUAUUCAUACAAGGGAUACCUAUAACGGCAAAUGAGCAGUUCAUUGCUGAUGUGUUUAGUACUCAAGGAGACAUAGCUCGUAACGAACGUAGUGGUGAGCCGCGAAUUAAAAUUUACACUGAUCGUGAAACUAAUCAACCAAAAGGAGAGUGCACCAUCACUUUUGUUGACGCAAAAACAGCAGAAAGAGUGAUAAGUGUUUAUAAUGGACAGUGUUUUCCUGGAAGUGAACAGUGCAUGAGUCUUAGUUUCGCAAAAUACAAGUCGGAAACUAAUCGAAUAAGUGGAGGUAGAGGUGGAAGUGGUCGUGGUGGUGGGUUCGGUGGUAGUGAUCGUGGAGGACGUGGGUUUGAUCGUGGUGGACGAGGAGGCGCUUUUGGUGGCAGAGGAAGGGAUGAAGGUGGAUAUGGUGGAAGUGGCGGUGGUGGUGGUGGUGGUGGUGGUGGUGGAGGUGGUGGUGGUCGUUAUAGUGAUCGUGAUAGUGGUGGGCGUGGUGGUCGUUUCGGAGGAGGAGGCCGAGGUGGUUUUGAUGAUAGAGGGUAUGGAGAUAGAGGAGAUCGAGGCCCCUUCAGCGGUGGUUUUGGAGAUCGAGGUCGUGGAGGUAGUCGAGGCGGAUACGGUGGACCGCGCGAUGAUUAUGGAAGAGAUGGUGGUCGAGGAGGUGGAAGAGGUGGUAGAGGCGGUGAUAGAGGUGGUCGAGGUGGUGACAGAGGUGGUCGUGGAAGAGGGCGUGGAUCUGGAACUGGUGCCAAUACAGAGCCCCGACCUAAUGACUGGACAUGUGAUAAUUGUAAUAACACGAAUUUUGGUUUUCGACAAGAGUGUAAUCGGUGUCAUGCUCCUCGACCAGGUGGUGGCGGUGGUGCCAUUGGACCAAUGCGAGGCGGUGGAGGACGUGGACGUGGUGAUCGACCUGCUCCUUACUAA
Molecule: messenger RNA, 1836 nt
Organism: Thelazia callipaeda (thelaziosis nematode)
Lineage: Eukaryota; Metazoa; Nematoda; Chromadorea; Rhabditida; Thelaziidae
Source: the annotation of a GenBank genome assembly